Salvia miltiorrhiza (redroot sage) is the source of this 2543-nucleotide messenger RNA. RefSeq names its product protein BONZAI 1. The transcript is spliced from 16 exons. NCBI's taxonomy places the organism in Eukaryota, Viridiplantae, Streptophyta, Magnoliopsida, Lamiales, Lamiaceae. Gene Ontology annotation, molecular function: calcium-dependent phospholipid binding. The record is from RefSeq and is a predicted model, not a curated record. The coding region runs from base 212 to 1945 and encodes 577 amino acids. Gene Ontology annotation, cellular component: plasma membrane. Gene Ontology annotation, biological process: cellular response to calcium ion.
UGGGCCCCCUCACAGCUGCUACGACCACUGCCUCUGACUCUCUUCUCUCUCUUUCGUCUCUUCAUCUCUCUCUCUCUCUCUCUCUCAUCCUUUGGAAUUCACUGCGCAAACUCUAUUUAUAUUUGCGUUCAACUCAGUAAAAUAUCUUUACGUAAUUUUAGCUUCUACCUUUCUUCUUUUUUCCCCUCCCAAUAAUUAGGCGACGCCUGCGAUGGGGAAUUGCUGCUCCGACGUGGCCGGCGGGCAGUCGGCGGUCGGAGGCACCAACUCCAGCCUACCAGCUAACGCUUCCAACGAAGCAGUUGAUGCCUUCUUCAAGUCUCGCGGCUACAAUGGUCUCUUCUCUCAGAUCGAGCUAUCUCUCUCUGCAACAGACUUGCGUAAUCGGGAUGUGCUCUCUAAGAGUGACCCUAUGGCGGUUCUGUAUAUCAAAGGAAGUGAUGGUUUGCUACGGGAGCUUGAUCGGACAGAAGUAGUUUUGAAUUCGUUGAGCCCCAAAUGGAUUAAAAAAUUUACUGUUACCUACCAAUUCGAAAUGGUGCAGAAUUUGGUGUUACGUGUCUAUGAUGUCGACACUCCCUUUCAUGGCGUAGAGGUGAAGGCACUUAAACUGGAGGAGCAGCAGCUUCUUGGUGAGGCUAGUUGCACGUUAUCUGAGCUUGCCACGAAACUAUACAGAACCGUAACUGUAGAUCUAGCACGUGAAGAAGCUUCUGCCCCAGCCCAUACUCGAAAAUGUGGCCAGCUUAUAGUUUAUGCUGAAGAAUGUGUUGCGUCAAAGACUACAGUAGAGUUGGUAUUGCGAUGUUCAGACUUGGAAUCCAAGGAUUUGUUCUCGAAAAGUGAUCCGUUUCUUGUAAUAUCAAAAGCUACAGAGCAUGGAAUAUUGGUUCCAAUUUGUAAAACUGAAGUGCUGAAAAAUGACCACGAACCAAAAUGGAAGCAAAUUUUCCUGAGUAUUCAACAAGUAGGAAGCAAGGACAGCCCACUACUUAUUGAGUGUUUUAACUUCAAUAGCAAUGGAAAACAUGAUUUAUUGGGGAAAGUUCAGAAGUCACUGGCAGAGUUGGAAAGGCUGCACUCUACUGGCUCCGUAGAAAAUUUGUUUAUCCCAAUGUCAGCUGGCCAAAGUCACCAACGCAAGGUCUUAAAGAGUCGGUUGAUUGUGGAUAAAUAUUCAGAGAACGUCCAGCACACAUUCCUUGAUUACUUGGCUGGAGGCUAUGAGCUGAAUUUUAUGGUUGCUAUUGAUUUCACUGCUUCAAAUGGUAAUCCACGCCUACCUGAUUCAUUGCACUAUAUUGAUCCGUCAGGGAGGCCAAACGCAUAUCAGAGAGCGAUUUUGGAAGUUGGAGGAGUUCUGCAGUUCUACGAUUAUGAUAAAAAGUUUCCUGCUUGGGGGUUUGGGGCCCGGCCAAUUGAUGGUCCUGUAUCCCAUUGCUUUAACUUAAAUGGCAGCAGUAACUAUUGUGAGGUUGAAGGAAUCCAUGGAAUUAUGAUGGCAUAUUCAAGUGCUCUUUCUAAUGUUUCAUUAGCAGGACCAACAUUGUUCGGCCAUGUAGUUACACAGGCUGCACAGAUAGCUAGUGGAUCUGUUGCAAGAAAUGAAAGAAAGUAUUUCGUUUUGUUGAUUAUCACGGAUGGAGUGAUAACAGACCUACAGGAAACAAAGGAUGCCUUCGUUAUGGCAUCUGAUCUGCCAUUGUCAAUACUUAUUGUUGGGGUCGGGGGAGCUGACUUUAAAGAAAUGGAGAUAUUGGAUGCAGACAAAGGGGAGAGACUCGAAAGUUCAUCUGGGCGGGUUGCAUCACGUGACAUUGUCCAGUUUGUCCCUUUCCGUGAAGUACAAAAUGGAGAAGACUCUGUCGUUCAAUCACUUCUUGCUGAAUUACCCACGCAGUUUUUGACUUAUGUGCGAGCUAGAGGUAUUGGCCCAACUGCAUAAUGAAAUCUAAAACUGUAAAUACAAAAUUACUCUCUGUUAUUUUGUGCCUAGUUUGCUUCCAGAGCCUAUGACAGUUGCACACGAAUGAUGUAUGUCGAGUUCCUGGUUAGGUUUUUUUAUCUCACCACGGAACCACGCCCAACUUUGUCAGGGUUCAUAAAACUGGAAAUGUCCAAAAGAAACCAUUCUUGUUCAUUAUGUAGCUUGAAGUUUCAUUUUUUCCAAGAAUGGUUCUCUCGUGGACAUGAUUUUUUUUUAGAAUUUUGAUACAAUCUCAACUUUCUGCGUCCAUUCUUGUAUCUGGUUUCUUGAAAUCGGAAAUCUUCAACUUCCUUUAAGAAAGGAUGUUGUUUCUUUUCGACCCACCAUUGCCGUUUUGCCUACAAUUGGAGUAGAAAUCAUACUUCUUUCAGAAGUAGAUGCAGAUAUUGAUGUAUGUUUGUAAAAGAGAGCUGUGUUUUGCUCAAGAAGUGUGUGUAAAUUCUGAAUACAAGUUGAGGUUUGAUCUACAUUUUCAUGGAUUUGAUUUUGUUUUAGGUGAUACUGUAAUAUGCUGUAAUUGAUGAAGUUUUGCCCAACUACUAUUUCUAUUCUUCAA